AUGGGAAAUAAUCCUUCUAAUGAUGCUCAUAUAGGAACCCUUCCAAAGGCUAAUCGUUCUUCUUCUUCUUCUUCUUCACAUAGAAAAUCAUCCUCUACCAUAUCAAAUAAUAACAAUGCCAAUCAACCUUCUGCAUUACAUUUAAAUUUAGUAAUGAAUGGUAAUGUUGUUGGCGCUACCUAUCCACCUCCAAAUAAUAGUAUGAAUAAUAGUAUUAACAGUUCACCUGUUGGUGCUUCUGUGUAUCAACCUAACAAGACAGAUAAAGAAGCAUUAAUAGAUGAAUCACUCGAGAGUCAAACAGAAGUUCCUAAUGAAAUAACAGUCAUGAAUUUUAGUAUUAGACGAGAUUCUGUAUUUGAUGGAAUGGAUCAGUGGAGAAAUAGAAAAGAUGCUGUUGCAAAUAUCAUAUUAGAAAGUAAUGCUGAUAUUAUUUGUAUUCAAGAUGCACUUCAACAUCAAAUACUCGAUUUAUUUACCAUGUUAAAUGAAAAACAAGAACGUUCUCAAUAUUUAUGGUUUGGUCUAGGACAAAGUUUUAAUCAAAAUACAAACGAAUACAGUGGAGAAUAUGUAACAAUAUUUUACAAUACGGAUAAAAUUGAACUAUUGGAUCAAGGAUGUUUCUGGUACAGCUACACUCCUUCAACGAAAGGAAGUAGAGGUUGGGAUUCUGUAGCUCCAAGACUAUGUACGUGGUGUAAAUUUAGAAAUGUUAAAGUCAAGAAGGGCAAUAGUUUUCACGUUUUCAAUACACAUUGGGAUAUUGGUGUUGAAGCAAGAAGAAAUAGUGCCUAUUUAAUUAGAGAAUAUAUUGAAAAUUUAUGUUGUCAGAGAGAAGAGGAUAAUACCAUUCAUACAAGACCAUGUAUUGUUAUGGGUAACUUGAAUGCAUUACCAGAUUCUAAUGCUAUACAUUUAUUAGAAACUGGAAUUGAUUUGGGCGCCAAAUCUAUGGAAGAAUCAGGAUCUGAUGAAGAUACUGCGAGUGAUGCUUCCAAUUAUGAAUCAGAUGAAGAGGAUUUAUUUACACUUGUUAAUUCUGAUCCAACACAUCAUCCAACAUUUGUUGGUUUGGAUGGAAAUGGUCCUCCAUCAUCAUCCUCCUCAUCACCUCAAUCCAAAUCUCCAUCUAAGAAGGAAUCUGUUGUGGGUGACAGUGUUACAAUUGAAAUUGAGGCAGGUGUAUUCCCAAAGAAAGUCCAAGGAAAGUGUACUGACUACAUAUUCGUCUCUCCCAAUGUAAAAGUAUUAGAUUUCAAAGUUAUCACUGAUAUUAAAUGUCAGACAACACAAAGAAAUGCCUCAGAUCACCUUCCAAUAAUGGCUGCCUUAUUAGUGUAA
Naegleria gruberi is the source of this 1344-nucleotide messenger RNA. RefSeq lists its product as uncharacterized. The coding region runs from base 1 to 1344 and encodes 447 amino acids. The record is from RefSeq and is a predicted model, not a curated record. Gene Ontology annotation, molecular function: 3'-5'-RNA exonuclease activity. The transcript has a single exon. Lineage: Eukaryota; Heterolobosea; Eutetramitea; Acrasida; Naegleriidae.